Messenger RNA from Lathyrus oleraceus (garden pea), 1896 nucleotides. Its product is annotated as mediator of RNA polymerase II transcription subunit 4. Bases 324 to 1529 code for a protein of 401 amino acids. Gene Ontology annotation, cellular component: core mediator complex; mediator complex. Lineage: Eukaryota; Viridiplantae; Streptophyta; Magnoliopsida; Fabales; Fabaceae. The transcript is spliced from 3 exons. Gene Ontology annotation, molecular function: transcription coregulator activity. The record is from RefSeq and is a predicted model, not a curated record. Gene Ontology annotation, biological process: regulation of transcription by RNA polymerase II.
ACUUAAUUAAAUCCAAUUUCCCAAUUUUCUUCACGAACACUUGAGCCCUAAUCCCCAAAUCACAACUAUGGGUUACCAAAUCCACCAAAUCAAUCUUCAAGUUCGACGAAAUCAACAAUUUUAGAGAACACUGCAUUCAUAUCUAGAACCUGCUUCGACCUUAUACCCAACACCGCCACGAACCUCCGCUCACACUCACAAGUGUCCCAUAACACACCUUCACUCUACCGCCGCCACUGAUACUCAGGUGGCUCUUGUUGCUGCCUGAUUUUUUUAUUUAGAGAUAGAAGAAUACUAAAAGAGACAAAAGGCGUUGGUACAAAAUGCUUCAGCCCCAAAUCGUGCAGUCACCUGCCAGGCUUGGCCUUACAAACCCUAACUCACCAUCAAUUUUGAAUGCUAACCCACAAAAGCUUCCUCCAUCACAGACCCACCAUCACCAAAACAACCAUUCUGCAACUCCUUCAGCUGCUCUACUCUCUCUUUUACCACCUCUCCCUAGAGCACAGGCACUUCUUGCUCAAAUGGCUACCUUAGCAUCAAAACUCUUUGAAGUAUCACCCAACAGAUCUGUUUGGCUCACUGCAUUCCGUGGAUCACUCCCAACAUUCCUUUCUUCCCAAACCCAAUCACAUCCAUCUUCCUUGCUUGAGUCUUCUUCGCCUUCCUCCACCAAAGAAAUUAUUUCACUUUUCACGUCGCUUCAAACCCAAAUCUUUGAAUCUGUUGCUGAACUCCAAGAAAUUAUUGAUCUACAAGAUGCCAAGAAGAAGAUUGACGGGGAAAUUAGGUCAAAAGAUUCGGCACUUCUUGCGUUUGCCAACAAACUCAAAGAUGCUGAGCGGGAACUUGACAUUCUUGUUGAUGAUUACUCUGAUUAUCGCCGCAGCAUCAAGAGAUUGAAAUCAGGAGAUGGGAGUGAAGAUGAUUCUGUAACCACCUCGACUGUCACAUCUCAGCUGAAACUGUCGGAUAUAUUAUCAUAUGCUCAUCGAAUAAGUUAUACAACCUUUGCACCACCGGAAUUUGGAGCAGGAACGGCUCCUCUUCGCGGUGCAAUGCCACCUGCACCACAAGAGGAACAAAUGAGAGCUUCACAGCUAUAUAACUUUGCAGAUCUUGAUAUUGGUUUGCCUAAAGCAGUUGAUUCUAAGGAGAAAACAGUUGAGGCUAUUAUUGAGCCUCCACCUUUACAGCCCGUGGAUGCCAAUCCACUUGCAAAUUUGUCUGCAAUUCAAGGGAUGCUUCCUCCCAAUUUUUCUAUUCCACCUGGUUGGAAACCUGGAAUGCCUGUACAAUUGCCUAUUGAUAUGCCAAUUAAGCCCCCACCUGGGUGGAAACCAGGGGAUCCUGUGGCAUUGCCUCCUAUUGACUCGGUACCAAGAUUUGAGGAACCGAAAAUACCCCCUCACAUCCCUCAGCCCAAGCAGCCUGAAAUUAUUCAAGUGCAGCAUGUUAAUUUGGAUCUCGGAGGAAGUGAUAGUAGUGAUUAUAGUAGUGACGAGGCAAGCUCUGAUGACGAAGAUUGACAAGUCCAUAAAAUUUAUCUUCUCAAAUUGUCGACUGUACAGGUUAUACACACAGGAGGACCAGCCAGAGUUUGAGAGGGGAAAAGGUUAAGCAUCUGGAAAAGAAUUGAAUUACCUUCCUUGGCCAACAUAAGUUAAUUUGAGAAAAGAGUUGAACAUCCUUGGGCAGCAUAAGUUAAUUUGAGAAAAUACACACAGGACGGUAACUCAACAGCUUUUUCGUUUCUCUAUUAUCAUUUUUUCCCGUUAAAAUGAGACGGUUGAAGAUAAUGUAGUUGAUUCUGAUAUUUUGUUUGUUACUGUCGGUCUCAUGAUUUCUGGAUUUUGUAGAAGUUGCUAAAUGAGUUUAAUAUUUGACAUAUCUAAA